This is a messenger RNA of Perkinsus marinus ATCC 50983, 282 nucleotides long. RefSeq lists its product as hypothetical. The transcript is spliced from 2 exons. The record is from RefSeq and is a predicted model, not a curated record. Bases 1 to 282 code for a protein of 93 amino acids. NCBI's taxonomy places the organism in Eukaryota, Perkinsozoa, Perkinsida, Perkinsidae.
AUGCAUGGGGAAGACGCUGCUUUUAGAGUUCUCUCCCUCACUGAAGAGAUAGAGAGACAAGUCGCAUCCCAAGCAUCGCUGAAGGUCCGAUUGGACAGGCUACGCAUUGAACGAGAUAGAGCACAAAAUAUGGCAGCAGCGUUGAAGGGGAGGAUGCUCAAGGCUACGGCUCUUCCAGUAGUACGCAAGCCCGAGACGAAGAACAUCAAAGUUGGACCUGAUGACGACUGUGAAUACGAUGACUACAUUGAUGCUCUCCGCAUGGAGGUUGGCGCUGUCUGA